This is a messenger RNA of Schistocerca nitens (vagrant locust), 912 nucleotides long. RefSeq lists its product as uncharacterized. Bases 1 to 912 code for a protein of 303 amino acids. The transcript has 4 exons. The record is from RefSeq and is a predicted model, not a curated record. NCBI's taxonomy places the organism in Eukaryota, Metazoa, Arthropoda, Insecta, Orthoptera, Acrididae.
AUGCUGCUGAUGGCACACUGGAAGCACAAGGCGGCGGCGUGUCGAUGGGGAGAACAUCGUAGUGCCGAGGCCGUGUGGCGCAGCGGGGUUUUGAUCCGAUCAAAGGUGCGGAGUGCGUCGAAGAUGCGAUGCGAUGUAUUGCCAAAGUAUUUGCCGGCGAGUGCCGUGGUUCUCAUUGUGAACACCCACAGCCCAGCAGCUCGGUACGCGCGCUCAGAGUUGGUGCCAGCAGUGUGGACGCCGACGACGGUGAGGACCAAGAUGGAUGCACUGGAGCGGCUGUUCCCACUCAAGAUGGAGCGCUUCCACAAGCCGCCGGUGCCACCGCACAUGGCCGUCGCCUUCGAGGCGACACGCUACCGUGAGCUGGCACCGGCGCUCAAGGACAACCAGGACGCCAUCAUGCAGCUGGCAUUCUUCUCAUCUUCCGACGCCAAGACGGCCAAGCGCGUCGCCACCAACUACCGCGAGUUCGUCCUUACCUCCGGGAAGACUGGUAAUGAGAAACUGGUAAUACAGUUAGACACGACUAACAAGGUACCACUGCUUAACAUGGCAGCGCUUGGACCAUCCUACUUCAGCCUGUCACCUGAAGAGGGCAUCCGGGAUUGUGAAUACUUCUUCCCACCAAAGGAAGAAACAUUUGAGGAAGAAGAAGAGGGUGCAGAGGAGGGCGCAGCCGCUGAAGAAGGCACAACUGCAGAAGAGGGUGCAGCGGCUGCACCAGAGGAAGGUGGAGUGCCGGCCGCAGAGGUGCCUGCAGGAGUGGAGCAGGAGGCAGCCCCAGCCCCUGCCGCAGACGCGGCUCCGGCAGCAGAGCCGAGCUCCGAGGCAGGCGAUGGCCCAGAGGCGGCAGCUGCCACUCCACAGGAGGAGGACCAAAAGGCUGAAGGGGAGGCACCGUCGGCCUAG